AUGGAUUAUAACGGUAUAGAUAGCAGCUCUGUAAAAACACACGUUCAUUUAAAUGAGAUAUUGAAUAACGAUAAGGUAGUUAACGCCACUUUGAUAGAAAACUACAUUUUGCAAUUAAAGAACAAUCGGUCGAUAAUCUUUCCUGAUGAACAACCAAAUGGAAGCAUUGGGCUGAACAAGUUCAUAUCUUUAUUUAUUCCAACUAUUAAUAGUUUGUUGAAUGGAGAGCAUUAUUUUGAAAUAGACCCUGAACGGGUGGUGAUAAGUUUGUUGGAUGCAAUAUUAGCAUAUUUGAAUAUUGAGGAAAUUUUACUGCUUUAUCCGUUAGAUUUUAUAAUAAAUGGAUUGACGGGAGAUUCGGCAAUCUGCUGUAUGAUUAUAAGAUUGUUACGGAAUAAUGCAACGUCGGAGACCACGGUUAAGUUAUUUGAUGAAACAGCCAUAUUAGAUACCAUUUUGUCUAGAUAUUUUGAAAAGAAUACCACAUUGAACGUAGUGAGUCAAGUUGAGUUGCUAAUCUCUGAAUUAGUUGAUCUUUCGAGUACUGUUGUAUCUACAAAGUUAUUGAGUACGGAAUUCAGAGACUUAUACGAACACGCAAGAGACAAUGAAGAUAAGUUGGUUAAAUUUUUAGACUAUAUUCUCUUGUUGAUGCCGUAUAUUUUAGAGAAGCAAUUUGACUUACCAAAGAAUUACUACGUUUUAUCGUAUCUGGAGUUUUACGAAAAUGAUGAUGUUUUGCAGGUAGUUUUGUUUAUUCAAUUCUACAGUAAGUUAAUUCAGCGGAUAAACACCUUUGGUAAUGAUACGAAUAUCAUCCAUAAUAUUAAGCCAUGCUUGAAAGAUUUGAUAUCAUAUUUUAAAACGAGACAAAAUGAUGACAUUGUUCAAUCUUUCUAUGCAAAUGAUAUCGUUGACGUAUUAUUUCACGUAUCAUACUCUAAAGUUCCCGAGCUUCUCACGUUUAAUGAAGAAGUCGUUGGCCAGUAUGAAUUAUUUAAAUCAUAUAACCUAUUCUUGCAUUUAGAUUGUGACAUCAAGUUGCUAAGCACGUUUAAUCCGCGAGCCUUGCCUCUUGAAAUAAUUGAAGAUAUUCUACAAGAAAUAUCUAUUUUCAAUCAAAAAUACUUUAGCAUCCUAUUGAACUGUAUUGGUUCGGAAAAUGUAUUUAAUAAGCUAAUUCCAAGGUUGACUACAUCAGUUAUAGGCAAAUUGUCAUUUGAUAUGUUAUACAGCUUAUUAUUACGAAUGUCUGAAUUUGAGUACUCCAGAAAGCAUUUAAUAAACGGGAUGCCGAAUAUUGUUUCAGAUUAUUUAGCUAAUCCACCGAAUGUCUCUGAAUCUGAAAUUUGGAAUUUGAAAAAGGAUACUCUACAGAAUUUACUCUUUAGUAAUACUGAUUUAAACGUCUGGCAUGAUCCAAUUUCUAAAAACUUUAGUCUUAUGUGUAAUGGAAGAAAAGUUCAAGAUAUACUACCACAAGUUGACAUAGCGGAUAAAUCAUUACAAUAA
Molecule: messenger RNA, 1512 nt
Organism: Debaryomyces hansenii CBS767
Lineage: Eukaryota; Fungi; Ascomycota; Pichiomycetes; Serinales; Debaryomycetaceae
Gene: HSM3
Product: Hsm3p
Exons: 1
Coding region: 1-1512 (503 amino acids)
Source: RefSeq, a predicted model, not a curated record